GAAGACUGCACAGACUGAACUCAAGCUGCGGGUCAGAUUGGUCGAAUAUUUAGCAGCAGCUCGAUGCAAACACUUAACGAGGGCUGAUAUGAGGAAUUUAAGCCCUGACCCUUUUUUUCGUCAGGGACCAGCGCCGUUACGUCGAAAGAGCAGCGAGAGCCGGGGUAUAUUGCAGCGACUUUAUCAGCCAGAGCAGCCCCACACUGUUGUUAUUCACUUCGAAAUAGAUAAUAAUAACAACGCGAGAGCUCGCAAGUUGCAUCAAGACUGUGGCUGCAACUGUCAAAGGUGGAGUGGAUACGCGCAUGACCCAACACACACUACUGUAAUACUGUACACGGCCGCCGAGAUAAAAUCCGUAUAAAAAAGCCGAAAUAAUCCCGAGGUAAGGAGCCGGGGACUGGACUAACACCCGACGUUUCUUCUUCUUUUCCUUCGCUUCGUUUUCUUUUACUCUAACCGACUGUCUCACAGCCGUCGAAAUUACUGCACUAAACAUAUUUUUGUGCCUCCCUUCAGCUACAGCCAGCGCAGGGAUUUUUUUUUUUUUUACUCCUCCUUCGUAAUAAAGUCGCCAUUUUGCUUCACUGCCUAUAUAAACCAUUCUGUAUUCUAAUAUUUUUCCUUCAGGAGCCGAGGACCUGGCCGUGUUUCCUGGGUGUUUUUUAAUAUUUCUGGAGGGUCUAAGGAGAAGACGGAGGUUGGAGAAGUGCCUCGUGGUGUACAUAUUAAUGCAGAAAAGGAGGCGGGAGGAGAAUGCGUUUGGAAACUGGGAAUGAGGUGAAACUACACUGGAUUUCUUUUCAUGGACACUCGGGACUGUGAUUCGUCUUUUUGUCGUCGUGUUCAGAGGAGACGAGGCUGACGGCUGUCCACUUCCCUUCGGCCCCCCCAGCCUCCUGUCUGAACGGCCCUUGACGUACAAGCAGGUGUGAUUGCCAUGUAACAUAACAUUGGUGGAAAAAACGCCCACUUUGGUGCCUGUCUCCUGACCUCCUCCUCCCGUCACGUGGGUGACCCGGUGGGGCCCCCCAGGGCUCCUGCUGCUGAGUGACUGACCCCACAGUUCAGGCAUGGAGAGCUCCAGUGGCCUCAGGCUUGGGAAGCUGUCCUCACCGGGCCUGCCAAGGGGCCAAACACCCAAACACGGACAUCCCCAGGAGUUUGUUAGAAGCACGCCGUGCCCUGAAAACAACAACAAACAUAGUUUAAUGUGUGACGACCAAGCAGAUGGGAAGAGAAAAGGUCGGCCUAAGACUGACGGUCAGGAGCUUAGGAGCAUUCCUGCCCAUUUGAUAAUACAAUGGAAGGAAGAGUUCAAGCGCCGCUCCAGGGUUAAAUGUCCAUGUACAGGCUGUUGGUUAGAAUUUCCCAGCAUCUAUGGCGUCAAGUACCACUAUCAACGCUGCCCAGGACCCACUGUAGCCGAGAAGCUGAAUCACAGCUGUCCCUACUGUGAGGCAGCUUUUGCCACAAAAGUACGGCUGGAGAAGCACAAACUGUGGAACCACCCAGAGAGAGUUAGCAAGGAGGCCAAGGAACAGCAGCUUCUUAAGAUUCCUGUCAAAUCCAACAUCAAGAAAAGGCCUAUGGAGAACAGUCCACCAUCGCCGGUGUUCUUUAAGGUGAAAAAAACGUACGAGGUUUCCGCACCAUCUCAGAACGGAGAACUAACCCACCUCAAGAGUGAGAGGAAAGUACACAGUCACAUCCCGGCUUCACAGCAGAUUCACCCGUCAUCGCACACAGUUCAGCCUCAGUCGCAGUCUCAAAGCACAUCAUCCGACGCAGGAGGGAGUGAAAGUGAAGGCGGAAGUUUUCCCUCUUCUUACCCUGACGAAGAUCCAGAGCGAAUGAGGCACAGACGGAAGCAAAAAACUCCCAAGAAAUUCACCGGAGAACAGCCGUCAAUAUCCGGGACAUUUGGGCUGAAAGGCAUGACUAAGGUGGAGGAGAAGCUGAAGGCAGGACGAGUGAAGAGAUCGGAGGGCUGUGGGUUCAACGAUGAGCCUCAGAGAAGACCCGCAUCUGCUCAGUCCUCCAAGAAAGAGCCAGUGACAACAAGCUCGGGUGGUGUUUCUGACACUCAGUGGCAGCGAACAAUCUCGGAGCGUGGUGAAGUAGUGUGUCCGACCUGCUCCAUUGUCACCAGGAAAACAAUCCAUGGUCUGAAGAAACACAUGGAGAUCUGCCAGAAGCUCCAGGAUGCCCUAAAGUGCCAGCAGUGCCAGAAACAGUUCCGGUCCAAAGCUGGUCUAAACUACCACACCAUGGCUGAACACAGCACCAAGCCCUCAGGGAGCGAAGGCCAGACGGGCAACGAGCACGAAGAGAGAGAACGGCUGCGGCGAGUGCUCAAACAGAUGGGACGAAUCAAGUGUCCUACUGAGGGUUGUUCAGCCCACUUUUCCAGUCUGAUGGGCUACCAGUAUCACCAGCAGCGUUGUGGAAGAGAGUUUUCUGACGAUGAGAAGCCUGUGUUUCUGUGCCAGCACUGUGGGAAGAGCUACCGCUCCAAGGCAGGCAGAGACUACCACAUACGCACUGAGCACCCGCCGACCAUCACCACCGUCACGACAGCGACAAACGCCAAUAACUACAAGAACAGCCUCACUGACACCAACAACAAUACAGGCAAGGAAAGGGGGAUUUCUGAUGAUUCUCCAUUAGUAGGGAAGAAAAAGGAGCAAAACUUGCUCGAGAGGAAAGACUGGCAGGAGAAACCCCCAUCCAGCCAGCCUAAAGAGAGAGACUUGGAAAGGGAAGAGGAGAGAAAACAAAGCAAAGAGAAAGCAGCACAAAUUAAGAGUCAGGGGGAGGACUUUGAAAGGACACCCAGUGGCCGAGUGAGGCGGCAGUCUGCUCAGGUGGCCGUGUUCCACCUGCAGGAGAUAGCAGAGGAUGAGCUGGCCAAAGACUGGGGCACCAAGCGACGCAUCAAGGACGACCUGGUGCCUGACAGCAAAAGGUUGAACUACACUCGUCCUGGCCUCCCCAACUUCAGCCCAGAGCUACUGGAGACCUGGAAGAACCAAGUGAAGGAGAAGGGCUUCAUUUGCUGCACAAAUGCUAACUGUGAAGCUGUAUAUUCCAGCGUCUCUGGACUGAAGGCACACCUUGCCAACUGCAGCCAGGGUGGUGGUGAAAUGGGAAAGUACACCUGCCUGAUCUGUCAGAAGGAGUUUAGCUCAGAGAGCGGUGUUAAAUAUCAUAUUAGUAAGACACACUCACAGAACUGGUUUCGUGCAUCAACCAGCCAAGGGGUUUCUGGUAGCAAGAGCAAAGGGUUGGAGAACAAUGGAUUCAAAGCUGAGGUGAGGAACGGAGCCACCUCAGGUAAAAAGAGGGGCCGGAAACCAAAAGAACGGCCCCUAAUGGACGAGUCUCUACAAACAAAGACAGAUGCCCUCACCACCGCCCAAAAUUCACCUCCAGCCAUGACCCCUCCCUCUCGCUCAGCACAGUCCCCAGCCCUGAUCCCUGACCAAACGGACAGUGAUGAUCCAGGCCAGGAGAGGCAAAUCCCCCCCCCUGCCUCCAGACGGAACAAAACCAAGAAGAUCUUUUUGUCAGAGUAGCACUGCUUUUAUCAACCCUGGAGUCGAAAUGGAUGCUUUUGGUAAACGUGCCGCCUGGAAGCUAAAAGGACCUUUCCACCUUGGCACUGGGUAGAAAGCCAGAUCAACGAUGAAAACUUUUAAAGAUUUUAAGAGUCUUUAAAUCUUGGUUUUAUACCUUAGAGUUAAUGUGUGCACUGGUAUGAACAUUUAUCACCACAGUAGUGCAUUUCCUCCAUUCCACCUCUGUUUCCUUUAUAGGGCACACAUUUCAGUUUCUGAUCCCACAGCAGAGGCCGUAAACCAAGUGCAAAUCAAACCCUAACAUUGAUAGAAGUUAUUAAACAGAAGUAGUAUCCCAAAUAGAUUAAUAAUAAUAAUUUUCUCUGCAAGAGUCAAAUUGUUUUGAAAGGAUUUAAAAAGGAAAUUCUAUUAGCAUGGUGAAGUCAUUUUAUGAUAGCUGGUGUUUUUUCCAUGUUUCUUCACAGAUAUACUGUAUGUGUACAUAAACAGUAACUAUAUAUAUAUAUAUAUAUAUAUAUAUAUACUCAAAGUAAUGAUGCCAUCCUUCGUUUUCAAGCCUGAUGCGUCCAGUUGGCUUUUGGUCAGUCACAAAUUUUGCAGUGUGUUGUAGUGCAACGUUGUUUCAAUGUAUUAUUUUUCCUUUUAGUUUUGCUUUCAUUACUUUUUUGGGGGUUUCCAGUUCUUGUGAGCAGAUUUCACAUAAGCUACAAUAUUCAGUUGUUUUCUUUCCCCCAGUGCUGUUCCUUUUACCUAACAUUUCCAUGGUUACUUUAAACUGAAGGUGAUAAUUAAAAAAAUCCAAAAAGGGAUUUUUUUUUUUUUUCAUUUAUCUCUUAAGAUGAUAAUUCAAUCACAAUAACACACAGUGAUAUUAUUUAAUCGAUUUCACUUAAAGAAGCAAAACAAGGUCUGGCCAAACAAAAUAUUUAGCAGAAGGAAGGAUUUUUAACAUCGUUGCACUGUUGCAGCACAAUCAAAUUAUAUAUCUCUAUUAAAAGGAGGCCAUACUAUGGGGUCUGCUUUACUAUAGGUCUAAGCUGCAGAGAAGAUUUAAAAAAAGCUAUCUUUUAUAGAAAGGUUUAAGAUGAUAACCUUUUAU
This is a messenger RNA of Poecilia latipinna (sailfin molly), 4680 nucleotides long. RefSeq names its product zinc finger protein 512B (gene znf512b). The transcript is spliced from 17 exons. The record is from RefSeq and is a predicted model, not a curated record. Bases 1074 to 3578 code for a protein of 834 amino acids. NCBI's taxonomy places the organism in Eukaryota, Metazoa, Chordata, Actinopteri, Cyprinodontiformes, Poeciliidae. Gene Ontology annotation, molecular function: zinc ion binding.